Trichogramma pretiosum is the source of this 1148-nucleotide messenger RNA. RefSeq lists its product as uncharacterized. The transcript is spliced from 3 exons. Bases 616 to 975 code for a protein of 119 amino acids. Lineage: Eukaryota; Metazoa; Arthropoda; Insecta; Hymenoptera; Trichogrammatidae. The record is from RefSeq and is a predicted model, not a curated record.
CUUUACGGUCGCAGUUAAAAGUUAACAUUCGAAUGUCACCAAGUGACUGAAUUAUUGUUUUUAUGUGAAAUUUCUUAUGGGAUAUUUAGUAGGCCAGACUAUUUAAUGAGAAACGAACGAACAAGCGAACGCGAUGAUCGCAGAAAUGCUGACUUCUCGGUCCUCAGAGCCAUCGUAUUUCGUACGCUGUGAUUAACCAGCACCCGGCGCUCGAGAGUGCCGAAAGUCUGCUUGCUUGUUACUGCUUUGAUUAGUAGAAAAGGUGAUUAUUACUGAAAUUAUUGCUAAGGAGCUAUCAUAAUUGCAGGAUCACCUCGCUAAUAUACGAAUACAGUGAGGACAGUUGCUGGCAAGGAUAAAAAUUUGAGCAAGUUGAUUUUAAAAUCAAAUGUGAACAUACAGUGAAGAUACAGUGUUGCCUACAUGGCUUAACCUCAAAAUAGUGUAUAUCGUGAAAAUUCAUAGAGUCAUUUUUAUUAUAAUCAAGAAAGUUAUGGAAAAUAGCAAGGGCAUAGUUAGGUGAAGGAAGAUACGACAGACAAUUGGCCAGAUUCAGGUGGAGAUGAUAUUAUAGAUUCUGUGGAUUUUUGUAAAGUCAAAAACCUUGAAACAAUCAUGUUUUACAAAUCAUCAAUAAAUCACAUGAAAGAGGUUACGCUGUUCCAGGAAAAGUUAGAUAGAGAAAUAAUCAUAGAUUUAGAGUGCAAAGAUGUUAAACCUGAAUUAAAAUCUCCAUCAACAACUAUCUUCAAAACUGAGAAUCAAAGUUAUCCACUAAUCGUGAAAAUAAAAAAGCAAGUUGAGAACAAUUACAGAGAUGAAAAAAUUCCUGAAAUUUUAAUAAAAAAAGAAGUGGAUUAUAGUAGUAAUUGUCAAUUGCAAGAAAAUUCUCAAUUGGACCUUGACAAAUCUGAGAAGGAUAAAAUAUUUGGAAAAAGUAAUUUGAGUCGAAAAACCUAUAAAGAAGAAGCAUAAGCAUAAGAGCAGUAGAAAAUAUGAAUGUGGAAUUUGUUACAAAUCAUUUGGACAAAAAAGUGACCUCAAACGUCACGUUAAUGUAAUACAUGAUCUUUGUAAACCCUUUGAAUGUGAAAUUUGUCACAAAUCAUUUGGACAAAACAGUCAUCUCAAAUCUCACAUUAAUUCAG